This is a messenger RNA of Aspergillus melleus, 1572 nucleotides long. RefSeq lists its product as uncharacterized. The transcript has 2 exons. The coding region runs from base 1 to 1572 and encodes 523 amino acids. NCBI's taxonomy places the organism in Eukaryota, Fungi, Ascomycota, Eurotiomycetes, Eurotiales, Aspergillaceae. The record is from RefSeq and is a predicted model, not a curated record.
AUGUCUGAAUCCUCCAAGUUCAACUCCGCUCCUGCUCCAGCUGGUACUGGACCUCCACAAACCAACCCUAGCGGGGGUAAAGGAAAAUCUAAAAGAGCCGCCUCCCCUCUUGAAGCCACCAAGGCAUGGGUGGCUGAUAUUAUACGCGAAGCAACCACCAAGGAAGUACACGAAGACUUAAAGGCCUCUUUCAUCUCGGGUACGCCGGAUAUGUCCAGGGCAACUGCGUUUUUUGAAGAGGUCAACAAAAAGAUACGUGACGCCAACAAAUACCAUGGCACUGACUCCGAGCAUGGUGUUAUCCCUGAAAUGGCUUACCAAAGCUUCUGCGGUAGUUUCCAAGACAGCCUGGAGAAAGCUAAAUUGGACAAUAAUAUCGAAGCCGCAUGGAAGGUGUUUCAUGACACCCACCAGAAAUUCCAGGUCUUUAAUCGGGAUCAUGGUUUGCCCGCAGAAUGGAAUAUCAACAGUUCUAUUUAUGAUGGCGAGGUAACCGACUUGGAUGAGCUUGAGGCCAGCGCGAGGCAAGAACUCUCGUUUCAAGAUGGCAAGGUCCUAUUCUGGUGGAAGCGCGGAACAGGCUCUCAGGUCUUUGUACGCUACGGAUCUGAGUCCAACGGCAUUUAUCGGAUUCGUGCGGGAUCUAAUGAAACUUAUGACCCCGAUGAUGUCCCUUGUAUUCUCUCGUCGAGCAAAAAGGGACAACAGAAAGAAGAGAUUCAAAUCUCAGAGAAAAGGAAGGAGGAACGUUUCAAAUGGGGGCGAGAGGAUAUCCAUGGGAUCAUUGGGGUAGGUUGGAAGAUUGAAGACGAUGAGGAGGAGGAUCUGGAGCCACUGGAUCUUAUAUGGCCGCAGCCAUACGCUAAAUAUCCUCACACUCGGGUCUUGGUCCAGUGGAAGACCAAGGAAGUCACCCUUGAAGACCGAACAUUUAUCCGUCGUAUUACCAAAGGGUCCAACCUGCAGGGAGACCGUGUCAUCUAUCAAAAGGCACUCACCCAGGAGAUCCGCUUCCGCCGAGAAGAGGGGUUGUCCUUUGAGCACCUGCUUGACCGAGCCUCAGGUAAAGCAGCCAGGCAAGAUUCAAUGCUUAGAGACGAGGAGUUCAGCGACUACGAGGAAGAAGUACAGGACGAAUCAUCGCGUGUCGGCCAAACAGAUGAUGUACCAGCAAAGAGAGCCUAUGCGCGCCCUGGUAGCACUCGUCCCCUCUCACGAGAGCGUUCCAAGGUUAGCGAGGUUCGAUUUGCUGAACCUUUCACUCGCGCUACACCGAGAAAAGGAAGCGCCAGACCAGCAUCUAGUCGGGCCUACAGCAAAUCCAUCGAACGAGAGAACCCACGCGAUGCAGAAAUCAAUUUCUUGCGACGACAGAUUGAAUCUAUGCAGAAGACAGCCUAUGGUCGCCCUCCCGGCCGGCGUCCAUCGUGGCGGGAAUAUGGAAACAGAUACGAUGACGAUAGGUCUCAGUCCCCGGAUUACGAAGCUCAGCCACAGCGUCCGCAACAGAUGAGACGGGGAAAGAUCUGGGACAACUGGAGGGGAAGGUGGGUAGCUAGUCGCACGUACUAA